Boleophthalmus pectinirostris (great blue-spotted mudskipper) is the source of this 942-nucleotide messenger RNA. RefSeq names its product olfactory receptor 11A1-like. Gene Ontology annotation, biological process: G protein-coupled receptor signaling pathway. The record is from RefSeq and is a predicted model, not a curated record. The transcript has a single exon. Gene Ontology annotation, molecular function: olfactory receptor activity; G protein-coupled receptor activity. Gene Ontology annotation, cellular component: membrane. The coding region runs from base 7 to 942 and encodes 311 amino acids. Lineage: Eukaryota; Metazoa; Chordata; Actinopteri; Gobiiformes; Gobiidae.
AGGACCAUGGUCAACUCCAGUCACGUUUCCUAUUUCACUCUGGGAGCCUACGUGGACACUGGGCCUCUGCGGUGGCUCUAUUUUGUCAUUCUAUUGUCUGUGUAUUUUCUAAUCGUGCUUUCCAACCUGCUCCUCAUCACGAUCAUCUGUCUGAACAGGACUCUCCAUGAACCGAUGUACAUUUUUCUCUGUAGUUUGUUUAUGAACGAGCUUUACGGCAGCACUGCGUUGUUCCCGUUGCUCUUGUAUCAGAUUCCCGUAGACGUCCACACCGUCUUACCUUCCUUUUGCUUCGUUCAGAUCUUCUGCAUCUACUCCUAUGUUUCUAUCGAGUUUCUGACUUUAGCCAUCAUGUCUUACGAUCGUUUCCAGUCCAUCUGCUUCCCUCUGCACUACAGCGCUCACAUGAACUUCACUAGAGUCUUCCUUCUUGUUGCCUUUUCCUGGUCUUAUCCAUGCAUUUCUAUUCUUCUCCUUAUUAUUUUAAGUAUUCCGCUCAAACUGUGCGAUAACGUCAUUCCUAAAGUCUACUGCGAUAACUACUUUAUUGUAAAAAUGGCUUGUUCUGACACGAAACUCAACAACAUAUAUGGACUCAUCAUUACCACAGUGAUCGUUCUGGGUCCUUUAGGGGUGAUUUUCUUCACUUAUCUGCGUAUUUUAAAGGUUUGUUUCAGGGGUUCCAAGCAGACGCAGCAGAAAGCUCUCAGCACCUGCGCUCCUCACCUGGCCUCCAUCGUAAAUUUCUCUUUUGGAGUGUGUUUCGAAGUCUUACAGAGCAGGUUCGACCUCAAGAGCGUCCACAAAGUGCUAAAAGUGGUUUUAUCGCUGUAUUUUCUGGCAGUUCAGCCGCUCUUUAACCCACUGAUGUACGGACUCAAACUCCCCAAAAUCCGAGUGCUCUGUAGGAAUCUCCUGCAUUCUGCUCUCAGUCAUCGGUAA